Glarea lozoyensis ATCC 20868 is the source of this 1707-nucleotide messenger RNA. RefSeq names its product (Trans)glycosidase. Gene Ontology annotation, cellular component: extracellular region; cell surface. Lineage: Eukaryota; Fungi; Ascomycota; Leotiomycetes; Helotiales; Helotiaceae. The record is from RefSeq and is a predicted model, not a curated record. The transcript has 2 exons. Gene Ontology annotation, biological process: glucan catabolic process. Bases 1 to 1707 code for a protein of 568 amino acids. Gene Ontology annotation, molecular function: beta-glucosidase activity.
AUGCAUGUAUCUCACGUUUUGAGUAUUCUGGCCACCGUUGCCUAUGUAACAAACAGCCAGUCCAUUCAGAAUUGUACUAGAACAUUCAAGAGUACCACAGCUGCAGCUGCUUUUGCGGCUCUUGAUCCGGGAUGGAAUCUUGGGAACACUCUAGAUGCAGUUCCUAAUGAGGGAUCUUGGAACAACCCACCUGCACAAGCUUCGACGUUGGCUCAAGUCAAAGCAAGAGGUUUUAAGAGUAUUCGAAUUCCAGUUACAUGGGCAUAUCAUUUUACAUCCGACUCACCAACAUGGCAAGUCGACAAAACUUUCAUGGACCGCGUCGAAACGGUCGUCGACCAAGCCUUAGCCCUAGACUUCUCCGUCGUUCUUAAUGUCCAUCAUGACUCCUGGGUCUGGGCAGACCCAUCAGUAGCAAAUGCAAACACCACCAUGAUCGAAGAAAAGUUCACCCGUCUCUGGUCCCAAAUAGCCUCCCGCUUCUCCUGCAAAUCUUCCAAACUCAUCUUCGAAGCUCUCAACGAACCAGCCGGCAGCACCAAAGAACAUGCUGACCUCCUCAACCGCCUCAACACAUAUUUCCUCGAUGCUGUAAACCGCGCAGGUGGCCACAACCCCAACCGCGUCCUCUCUCUCAGCGGCCUAAACAUGAAUACCGAGCUCACAUCACUCUAUUUCACCCGGCCUACCACGUACCCGCUCCAACCAUGGGGUCUCCAAUUCCACUACUACAGUCCCUACGACUUCGUCUUCGGCGCCUGGGGCAAGACCAUCUGGGGAUCUGACGCCGACAAAGCGUCGCUCGUCAAUGAUUUCGAACUUUUCCACGGCAAUUUCUCCCAUGUCCCAACCUUUAUCGGUGAAUGGUCUGUUUCCACGGGUCAGACUGAAACGGCUGCGCGGUGGAAGUACACGGACUUUUUUGUUAGCACGGCGAAGAAGUACGGGUAUAGUAGCAUGCAAUGGGAUAACGGGAAUGAUCAACUCGAUCGCACGACCGGGAAGUGGAGGGAUGAAGUCGGCAUUGAUAUUCUUCUCGCCGCCGCUGCUGGAAAAGUCAAUUCUCUAGCAGACAGCACGGAAGACGGAAGCGCGACAUCGCAAUUCAGUUCAGCGUAUUACUUCCAUAAACUCAACACCCCUAUCGCCGACGCGCAAAUCCAAUACAUCCUUAACGGAAACACCCUCCUCUCAAUCACCGACAACAGCACCCCCCUCACCCCCGCCGAUUUCUCAAUCACCCCCUCAGGCCUCCUCACACUCUCCGCAUCCUACCUCUCCCCCCUCGCAACAGCCCAACCAGGCCUCCACAAAACCCUCACCCUAACCUUCUCCGCCGGCGCCCCUCUCACCCUCUCCCUCUACGUCUACACCACGCCCACCCUCCCAGUAACAACAUACAACCUCACCUCCCUCCCACCGGGUGACCUGCAUAUCCCCAUCUCCUACGCGGGAUUGCCGCAGGUCGCGGCUGUGAAGGCGGUUCUGGCUGAUGGGAGUUACUUGACGGAUGCAUGGACGAUGUAUUUGGGGGUGUUGCAGAGGGGGUAUUGGACGUUUGGGGAGUGGGAGGGGGAAGGGGCGGGGUUGAAGAUUAGUGCGAGUGGUGUGGAGAGGUUGAGGGGUGCUGGGCAGGAUGUGAAGUUGGGGGUGGAGUUUUUUCCACGGGUUGAGGGGGAGGCUGUGGUUGUGAGGUUUGUGCGAUGA